GGUACUGGUUUUGCGAUCGGCUUGAACAUUUGGGGUCGUUGGUGGGCGACUCGCGUCUGCGCGCGGCAUCGCGCUUACAUAUUUGUUGAUACAUUUAUCAUUUAAUUCUUCAUAGCGACACUGCAAUGACGACUGGGGGCGCCGCGGCGGCGGGGAGCUCGGUUGCAGCAGAAGCCGAGGAGCCAUCGCUGCGCCAGCCGCUCUUGUCAGCCGCGGACGCCGAAGCGGCAGUCGAGCCACCACAAAAGCAGCAUCAACAGCAACCUCCAGAGCUUGAGAUAAAAGCGUCACAUCAUGGGGAGUCGGCGGGUGUGUUCCAGGACAUGGCGGCCCAGGCCUCCCUGGCCUGGCCGCUGGUGCUCAAUCUGCUCGCCGCCUACUCCACCUCCAUCAUCUCAUUCUCGUUCGUGGGGCACCUGGGGACGCUGGAGCUGGCGGGCGCGGCGCUGGGCAACAGCUUCGUGGGCAUCACCGCGCGCUACGUGCUGCAGGGCCUGUGCGGGGCGCUGGACACACAGGCGGCGCAGGCCUACGGCGCCGGCAACUACGCAGCGCUGGGCCCCAUCUUCCGCCGCACGCUGCUGUUCCUGUGGCUGCACUGCCUGCCCAUGACCGCCCUCAUGCUGGCGGCGCCCGCGCUGCUGCGCCUGCUGAGCAGGGACGAGCAGCUGGCGGGCAUGGCGCACAAGUACAUCCUGGCACUGAUCCCCGCGAUCUGGUUGGACGCACUGGCCAGGCCGCUGAACCGCAUCCUGGUGGCCCAGCGCAUCAGCAAGCCGCAGAUGGUGAUCUCGCUGGCCAUCGUGCCGCUGCACCUGCUCACCACCUACACCCUCAUUUUCCCGCUCAAGCUGGGCUACGUCGGAGCUGCGCUGGCGGUGGCCGCCUCCAACGGCUACCAGUGUGUGUUCACCACCGCCUACAUCCUGUGGUCGGGACUGGCGCCGCGAGUGUUCGGCGGCGAGUGGAGCCGAGUCAUGUCGGGCUGGGGCUCCAUGGCUGCUCUGGCCUACCCGGCUGCGGUGAUGCGUGUGGCCGAGAGCGCGGCAUUCAGCGCCAUGACCGUGGCGGCGGCGGCGCUGCCCGACUCCGACCGGUCCGUGGCCGCCAUCAGCGUCGCCUUCUCCACCUGCGCCGUGUUCUACAUGCCCUUCAACGCCUUCGGCAUGACCGCCUGCACACAAGUCGGCAACUUCCUGGGGGCAGGCGACGGCCGCGGCGCGCGCACCGCCGCCCUUGCCUCGGCGCUGAUGGGUCCGCUGCUGUGGGCGGCGCCGGCGGUGCUGCUGCUGGAGCCGCACUGCAGGAUGGCGGUCAUUUCGGUGUUCACCAGCUCGCAGGACCCGGUGCUGCUGGGCCUGCUGCAGCGGCUCAUGCUGCUGGUGGCCGCCGUCAACUUCUUCGACGGCUGCCAGACCAUACUCACGGGAGUCGUGGAGGGCGCGGGCAAGCAGCUUCACGGCAGCUACACCAACCUGGUUGUGUUCUACUGCCUGGCGGUGCCGCUGGCGCUGUGGCUGGGCUUCAGCCGCGGGAUGGGCGUGGUGGGCAUGUGGGCGGGCAUGUGCCUGGGCUCGGUGCUGCAGGCGAUAGCGUACGGCACCAUUGUGGUGCUCAUCAAGUGGGACCGGGAGGCGGAGCGUGUCGCGGCCCGACAAACCCGGAUGUGAGGCUGGCUGCAGCAGGUCUGCUCGGAUGGCUGCGUGCAUGCGGAGGUUGCGAUCCUGACAUACAUUUUAUGCCUUUUGUUGGGGGCUUGUACCUGCAAAGUGAGUGCGCCAUUGCGUGAGACGUUGAGGAGUAGGGAUGGAUAAUGUGGAAGCCAGCAUGGCGCCAUGGCGGGCGGACGGGGCGGGAGGCCGUGGCGGGCGUGUUCGUGCGCGAAAAGGUUGGAAGGCUGGUUGACCUGGCUCUGGACUCCCACGUUCCGACCUACCACCAUAUGCUCGUGAGCCGUGCAAACAUUUUAAUUGUAACAAGUUCUUCCG
Chlamydomonas reinhardtii is the source of this 1988-nucleotide messenger RNA. RefSeq lists its product as uncharacterized. Gene Ontology annotation, molecular function: antiporter activity; xenobiotic transmembrane transporter activity. Gene Ontology annotation, cellular component: membrane. Lineage: Eukaryota; Viridiplantae; Chlorophyta; Chlorophyceae; Chlamydomonadales; Chlamydomonadaceae. The record is from RefSeq and is a predicted model, not a curated record. The transcript has 13 exons. Gene Ontology annotation, biological process: xenobiotic detoxification by transmembrane export across the plasma membrane. The coding region runs from base 126 to 1670 and encodes 514 amino acids.